AUGGCCAGCAACAUCAUCGGCAACAGGAAUAGCACCCCGGAGGCGUCCAAGACCUCACUUCGCCCGCCCACCUCGAGGACCAUCGGCACAUCCGGCACUCAUAACCAACCCGUCCGUUCUUCUGCCGACAUGUCCUUCACGUCUCCUCUCUCGUCGCGCUCCAUCCGCCCCGCCUCCGAAGUCUUAUUCAACCAGCAGUCUCAGCAAGGCAGCAUGGACGAUUCGAGCAAGUUGGGGGAACAGUGGAUUCAAGAUAUUGAGCAAUACGAAACCAUGCUGGAAGAGAUGGCAGCGGCAACACUGGAUCAGGACUUCAAAGACGAGUUGAGCGCAAUAGAGCAGUGGUUUCGAGUCCUAAGCGAGGCUGAGCGUACGGCUGCCACUUAUGCCCUCAUCCAACAGACCACCCAGAUGCAGCAACGCUUCUUCGCCCAAGUUUUGAACCAGAUGUCCAAAAGCCAUCCCAUCUCCGGCGUCCUCUCGCCUGCAAAUUUCGGAGAAAAAGACGCCAUGUCCAGCCGUCUGAGCGAUGCCAUGUCCAAGUUGAAUGUCGACGACCGGAGGACGUCCCUGACCCGACCACCCGUCUCUCCAGCCGGUAACAAGCGCAAUUCCGGCUUGGAUCAGUCCACCAUACAUGCCAUGUUUCCGGAUGCUGUGGCUGCGAUUCAGCAGCAAAAGGCUGAAUACGCUCAACAAACCGGCAAUCCACCCCCAUCCAACAGAAACAGCACGGUCGUAGGCGAUCGCAGUUCCCUAGUGGCCCCGACUAUCGCGGCUCCGAGAGAGUCGAAAGCCGAUGCCAUGAGUUGGCGUCAGGGUGGUGGAGAGAUCCAGCAGCCUCCCAUAUCCCGACCCAAGUCCUCGUCGGGCCAGCAGGGGCCGCAUCAGCCAAUGGGUCAAUUUAGUCAACCUCCCUCAUCUGGGGCUCUCCGUUCUCCGCGUCCACUGGGAAGUUCCGGGGGCAAUAUCCAGAGCACCACGUUGACCGCCCCGGACCCGAUAUCGAGUGACAUGCCACUGCUGUCUCCUUACAAUGUCGGGAACCAGAGUUGGGCUUCCAUGACCAAUACGCCGAUGGUGCCAAACUUCAGCCAAGCUCAGUCCCACAGCGAAAUGGUAGCCAACGCAACCGCCAUGAAACUUGCCGCCCUGUCCACGGUCAACAACAGGAUCGCCCUGGACGAUGUCAAGAAAUUCCGCCGCGCCAGGUCCAACGAACCUCAGCCGGCGCCGCAACCCCCGCUCACCCCUGGAAUCACCGCCUCUGGCAUCCCCGGAAUUAACACUAUCAUGGUCAACGAUCAUGGCCAAGUCCUCACUGCUCAACAAGUGGCAGCCAUUCAAGCCCAGCAGAUUGCGGCAGCGCAAGGACGUCGAUCUCGACCUAACUCUCCUGGUCUUCCAUUGCAGACACCCCUCGGACAAACCGCCUUUGCUUCUCCUCAACACAACGGAUUUCUGGCUGCGUAUGAGGGGACCCCGAUCAUGAUCGGUGCAGGGAUGCCGGGGCUCGUUCCUCAGGCAGGUAUCUUCGGUAGUGGCGGCGAAGGGUAUCUGUCGGAUCACUCGGAGAUCAACCGGGGCAGGUCGCCCAGAGGGCGUCGUGGGAGCUCCAAACCUCCUGAGGACCCGACUGAUCCAAAUCUUUUGAAGGAUAUUCCGACCUGGCUUCGGUCAUUGAGACUACACAAAUACACCGACAACCUGAAGGACCUUAAAUGGGAGGAAUUAAUACAGCUCGAUGAUAAGGGGUUGGAAGCGCGUGGUGUGAACGCGUUGGGUGCGAGGAACAAGAUGCUCAAGGUGUUCGAGCAAGUCAGAGAAGCUCAAGCGGAAGGCAAACUGUAG
Molecule: messenger RNA, 1851 nt
Organism: Fonsecaea erecta
Lineage: Eukaryota; Fungi; Ascomycota; Eurotiomycetes; Chaetothyriales; Herpotrichiellaceae
Exons: 2
Coding region: 1-1851 (616 amino acids)
Biological process (GO): regulation of mRNA stability; nuclear-transcribed mRNA poly(A) tail shortening
Cellular component (GO): P-body
Molecular function (GO): protein binding; translation repressor activity; mRNA binding
Source: RefSeq, a predicted model, not a curated record